AUGUCUUCCAAGUCGAAGAGCGGGCAGUCUUCGGGUGGUGGUGGCUUCCACCAGGAGUACAUUGCCUCGCUGCGCUACCGCAAUGACCUCCCUCCCCCGGACAUGCCCCCCAAGUUCCUCGACAUCCCACACGAAGGACUGGACCGUUUCAUCACUCCCGGAUUUGCCUCGAACCUGGCACGGCGCGAGGAGCCGAAUAUAGAUGUCGAUGCCGAAGGUGGCAUGCCCAUUGACCUGGUUGGUAUUCCGGGCCUGCAUUUAGGCGAUGAGAGCGCUAUCAUGGCUCCCGAGCACCCGCAGCCCAUGGACCCGGCUGAUCUCCCGCUUCUGAUGACACUUGAUCAGCUUCGGAAUCCUGCCCCUAAGAACGCCAAUGUCAGCUUCCUCCGUCGCACGCAGCACAUCUCUACUGAGCGUGGUGUCCCUGAGGGCCAGGGCUCGGCUGUCAAAGCCCGCGCACCCUCUUUGAAGAAGGGAAAGACGUCCGUGGAUGAUCCGAAGCAUAUCAAGAAGUACAUCCAGAAGGGCUUUGAUAUCGCCUAUCCUAAGAGCAAGCACACGGGCGAAGACACGGAGAGCCGCAUUCGAGGCCUGCCUCCGACGAAGAAUGAAGUUGAUGCCUGGGCCAAUCCUGUUCACCCUGACAACCCCAAACUGAAGCCAGUGGGAAUCUACCCUGUGCUGCCCGACCUUCAAGGCUUCCCCGAUCCUGGCGGAUAUGUCCAGUUCAAGUUCGACAAGGCCCCCGUCUCAGGGGUUUCUGGCAAGCCCGACAAGCGCAUGGAAGUUGCUCUGCUGCACCCGUCCGCGCCCGAGGAGCGCAUCUGCCAGGACCACGCCUCCAAGGCAGCACUCCACAAGGCCAACCCCAACCUGUACCCGGACCCCGGCCCCGUGCCUUGGGACUACGAACUCUUCCUGCCAGAGAAUCCCGACUCGGCAACGAACAUCCAGUCGAGCAUGAGCAUGACGCACCCGGACCGCGACAACGAAGACCUCUACACGCACGACGGACCCGACGGCACCAAGUUCCACCGUUACGACCGCGUCCGCACCUACGCCACAAGCGCGCAGACGCUCGAUCAGAAACAGCGCGACAUCGCACUCACCAUGUUCCAGCCCUCAGACGGCGAGACCAAGCAGCAGGCCGCUUACUACUACCCGAUCAUCGGCAAGACCCGCCUCAAGCCCGAGCGUGCCCGCACCAUCGCCCAAGCGGGUUUGGCUCCCACCGCGGCGUCGCAGGCCCAGGAAGACAAAAUCGACCAGAUGCAGGUCGUCGUUCGCGAUCCCGAUGAGGCGGAGGUCUACAAACGUUCGUUGCACCGCGCUAACAUCGACCCCAAGUUCGCGAAGACUCUUCCCCCACCCCCUGAGCAGCCUGUUGCUGAGGACGAGGAGGAAGAGGAGCAGGAGCAGGAGCAGGAGCAGGAGGGCGAAGAAGAGGAUACCCACAUGAGUGAUGAGUAA
Messenger RNA from Penicillium riverlandense, 1470 nucleotides. RefSeq lists its product as uncharacterized. The record is from RefSeq and is a predicted model, not a curated record. The transcript has 2 exons. Gene Ontology annotation, cellular component: Cdc73/Paf1 complex. Gene Ontology annotation, biological process: transcription elongation by RNA polymerase II. Lineage: Eukaryota; Fungi; Ascomycota; Eurotiomycetes; Eurotiales; Aspergillaceae. Gene Ontology annotation, molecular function: chromatin binding; RNA polymerase II complex binding. The coding region runs from base 1 to 1470 and encodes 489 amino acids.